Messenger RNA from Pollicipes pollicipes, 5481 nucleotides. Its product is annotated as protocadherin-16. The coding region runs from base 1 to 5481 and encodes 1826 amino acids. The transcript has 21 exons. Gene Ontology annotation, biological process: homophilic cell-cell adhesion. Gene Ontology annotation, molecular function: calcium ion binding. Gene Ontology annotation, cellular component: plasma membrane; cell-cell junction. The record is from RefSeq and is a predicted model, not a curated record. NCBI's taxonomy places the organism in Eukaryota, Metazoa, Arthropoda, Thecostraca, Pollicipedomorpha, Pollicipedidae.
AUGGAACAGGGCAGUCACAUGAGUCGGGAGGGCGGCCCGGAGAUAAAAGACCAAUGGAAUAACUACACGCUCAAGCCUGAGGUGUUCAAGACCCUGAAUGAUGGCUCGGACUCGCUGCUGGUCACACUCUACAUCGAAGACGUCAAUGACCAUCCCCCGGUGUUCGUCGGUGACCCAUACCAGGUCACUGUAGACGAACUCACCCCAAAAGGAAUGGUGAUUUACGACGGCAUCAUGGCAAAGGACAAGGACAAGGCCAACACCGCUAACAGCGACAUCUACUACUGGAUAUCGAACGGCAACGAGAAUCUGAAGUUCAGCUUGUCGCCGCUACCCCGAGGCGGCGCUGCAGUCGUACUCGAGAAACCGUUCGACUUUGAGAACGGCGACAGGGAAAUGAAUUUAACCAUCACAGCUUCGGACCGCGGCGCCCCGGCCCGUCUAAGCCGGGCUCAGCUGACGAUCUCAGUCAAGGACGGUGACGACCAGCCGCCCCUUUUCACCGCUGCCAUCUACCGGGCCAGCGUCACCGAGUAUCCCGGCCCCCAGAUGAGAUCCCUUCAGCUCCUUCUGCGCACGGAGCCACCAAUCCUGGCCUACGACGGCGAUCUGGCAAUCGACCAGCGGCUUAACUACCGUAUUCGAUCUGGCAACACUGGGCAACAUUUCAGCAUGGACUCCGCCACCGGCGCCCUGACGCUGGUGAAAACUUUCGACCGCGAGCAGUUAGAAAACGACGAGGUCACGCUGACGGUCGAGGCGUGGCAGACGGACGACAGGUCAAGGUCAGCGCGCGCCACCGUGGUGGUGACGGUCACUGACCUCAACGACAACCGGCCCGACUUCCUCGUGGACCGCUACAACAUCAGCAUCAUCGAGAACCUGCUGCGGGGCUUCAGCAUCGUCCAGGUCCGCGCCACGGACGCCGACAAGGGGGACAACGCCAACUUCACCUAUAGCCUGGACGACCCCUCGGGAGCAUUUGGACUCAACCCGGUAACAGGAUGGCUGACGGUGGCGGAUCAGUCCAAGUUGGACCGCGAGGAGCAGUCGCAGUUGAAAUUGGACAUUUACGCCGACGAACUAACUCCGAGUGUGUUGAGAAGGCAAUCAAGGUCUUUCACAAAGGUGAUCAUCAAUCUGUUGGAUUCGAAUGACAACAACCCGAAGUUCCUACCAACGAACACGUACCAGUUUGUCGUGGAUGGCAAUAGCUCUCUUCGCAGGGUUAUUGGACGGGUGGAAGCCACCGAUCCCGACGAGGGCGUCAACGGCCGCGUGACGUUCUCAUUCGAGAACAACACGCUAACGGGCGGCCAGCCGGCGUUCUCCAUCUCCUCCUCGUCGGGGGAACUGCGCCAGCGGCGCCCCCUGCAGGCCGGCUCCUACGUGCUGUUCGUGCGCGCGGAGGACGCGCCGGUCACCCGCGGGGAGACUCGCAGCGCGCUAGCUGUGGUGACUGUGCUGGUGCGGGUCAGAAACGUCCGUCCACCCAGCGUCCCACCCGGUCAGCGGCUGUGGGUGGGCAAGGACGUGACCCCGGGGUCACGCGUCGGUCAGCUGAUCGUGGAAGACCCCGACGGAGAUGAUCUGACCUUCCGACUCAGAAAUGCAACAGUUCCCUUUGAUGUGGAUAAUGACACCGGGGUUAUUCGAGUCUCUUCGCCAUUGGAUGAAACAGAACAAUCCAAAUACAGCCUUGGUAUCGACAUUACCGACGGAACGCACCUAACGACAUCUAUUAUCGACAUCUUAAUCGUACCAGAAAACGCGGAAGAAUCAUUCGAGAGCGCAUCACUAGCGUUCAAUGUAACGGAAAAUCUCAGCAACAUCACUGUCGGCAUGCUUCUUGACGAAGAUGAACGUCCUGUAGAGUUCUUGGAAGCAAAAAUUUUGAAUCCAUCGCUAAACGACACGUUUCAAGUAACCUCCGAAGCAGAACUUCGGCUGAUAAAGUCGUUGGAUUUUGAGGAGCAUCGUCAGCUCUCAUUCACCGUCGUCCUACAGUACCGACGACAUCGGCAACAUCACGUGCGUGCCGCCGCCCUCACCGUCAACGUAUUAGACGCCAACGACAACGCACCGCGCUUCAGCAGCCGGCACUACACCGGCGUCGUGGCCGCCGACGCCGCCGCUGGCGAUCUGGCCACCGUGACCCCGGCCAUCAGGGUCAGCGAUGCGGACGAGGUGCGCAGUGAGCUGGAGUUCCGCCUGACCGGCUGCGAGGGCGCGUUCGAAGUCAGCGCCCUGGCGCUGGUGAGCGUGGUCGCGACUCAGUUUGAGCGGGAAGUGUUCGAGUGCGAGCUGGAAGUCACGGACGAGGACGGCUUGCGAUCUAACAGCUCCUUGACCGUUCGCAUCGAGGACUGGGAACCUCGGAGGAAUCCGGAUGUAGAAGAGGUCACGGAGCUGACCCCGCGAGCGGCCUCAGGCGCACUGAAAGGGUCGGCGACUGGCACAACGAUCCGCAGCGUAGGUCUCGCUUCGAAGAGCGACCUUCCGGUCGAGGAUCCGAGUGCUUCCACUCACGGUCGCGACGAAAACGAGACACGACCAGAUGAAGGAGGUCGCCGAGCAGACAACGUUACGGACCGGCGUGACUUUCGCUCGAGGGCAUUGUCCGAGUCCUCACAGAUCCUCGCACAGCUGCUGACGUCGACACCAGGGGCUAAUGCAUCGGACGUGCUGCGCGCGACGGUACGGAUCCCUUCCGGUCUUCCUACCGGCUCUGUGGUGUUUCGUCUGCCAGAAAGCAUCUCCCUGCAACCUCUGCCUGCAGGGAGAGAUGAUAACUCUACAGAUGGAGGAGAUGUGACGGAGGUGUGGCCAGGCGGUGGUGAAGCUGGUAAAGCCGGCGGUGGCAGACACUUCGCUAUCGACUUCGAGAAAAACCUGGUGCGAGUGGUAAGGCCGCUGCGCAGUGCCGGCCAGGUCGUCCUCAGAAUCCAGUCGCAGGAGGGCAGCAAGCGGAAGGACCUGCUGAUUCUCAUGGUAGACGUGGUGCUUGUCAAACAGCCCGAGCUGGUCAAGCACAACCUGACAUUCUCCAUGGAUGAGGGAGAAUACACGGACGUCGAGGUGGGAACGGUACAACUGACGACGUCGCCGGAGAGCGACCGCGUGCUCUUCAGCAUCCCCAGCGGCGACAGCUCCUAUCGGAUCACCCAGGACGGCCGAAUCUUCCUGUCGGGGAAAGUGGACUCAGAGCGCUCCACCGUGGCACGCGUGCCGAUCCUGGCGUGCCGCCAGCUGUGCAUCGACCUGGCAUCGAGCUUACCGCUGGAAGGAAGCGUACAGGACGCCUGCCGCGGAUCCUGUGCCGCCGCAAAUGUCACGCUGCUGCUCCGCGACCUCAACGACAACAGCCCCGUCUUCACGGGCGUCAGCGACGUGGUGACGACGUCGCGCGGGCUCCAGAACGAACCGGACGCGCCGUACGCGGUGUACAAGAUACGCACGCCGACCGAGCUGGUCCGAGCUACUGUCGUUGCCAACGUCUCCGCCUACGACAUUGACAGUGACUCGACCAACAGCGCCGUCCGCUUCAAGAUCCUCACGCCCAGCGACGACUUCGUGAUCGGCGCGGAGACCGGCACGGUGACGGCCGCGCGUAAUGUGACCUCGCCUGCUGGCACCGUUCUCCGCCUGACCCUGGCGGCCUAUGACCUGGGUUCGCCCAGCCAGCGCGCGUUUGCCGUGUUGGAGCUAACCGCCACGGAAGGGAGCCAGGUGGAAAUGGCGCGAGCAUUCGACCGGCGCUUGUACGAGGUCCACGUCGAGGAGAACACCCGAGCGGCCAAGAUCUGGAUGCCGUGGCGGCUCGACCCCUCCGGCCAGCAGCGUCGAUGGACGGUGAAUCCGGUCAACGGCACCAAACAACCCGGUCGCCUCGCCGUCGCCAUCACGAACAAUUCCUUCUUGGAAAUGAGCGGUCCGCUCGACCACGAGCAGACGCGGGAGGUGUGGCUGCUGGUAACGACAGACCUGCUGCCGGCCAGCUCUGACGCGUACUUGACCCCGGCUGCUGAAGGUCAGCCCCCGUCGCCUCGCAGAGCGCCGCCGAACUCCGCCGACCGCGGAUCGAGCGCGGACGAGCUACGCUAUAACCAGGCCCUGAUCAAGAUCGUCGUGGUGGAUGUGAACGAUCACUGGCCGCGGUUCAAUGUCACCGACCUGCCCUCCAUUGUGGGCGUGCCUUACGACGCUGGUUACGGCUUUGAAGUCAUGCACAUGGAGGCAACCGAUGGCGACAAAAACGACAAUAUAUCAUACUCGCUCAACGCCACGGACCGACAUGUACGGGCCAUGUACAGCAUAGACCCGACAAACGGGCAGGUGUGGCUGCUGCGUCGGGCGGACGACACGGCGCAGAGGAUCCACCGUCUCCAGAUCCUCGCGACAGACACGGCCAACCACACCACUCGCGCCAAGAUUCUGAUAUACGUGCUGGAUUCCCGGGACAUGAUGAUAGCAAAGCUGAACCAGACUUCCGAACAUAUUCGGCAAAAUCGUGACGUCAUAUCCAGGGGUUUGAGCGAGAUGGCCGGCGGCGAUGUGCGGAUCCUGCGCGUGGCGCCUCACUCGGAUGGUCAGCUGGUGGACGAGCGGUACUCGGACGUUUGGCUGUACGCGCUCGACCCCCGCACGCGUACCCUGCUGAGCAGCCGCGACCUCAUGGCCCGACUGGGCAGCGGUGACCCGGAGAUGGCCUCAGGCGGUGACCAGGGUGUGCGCGUGGCGGGGAUGUGGCCGGCGGUCGAGGAGAGUCGCGGCUUCUUCACCAACCUCAAGUUCAUCAUCAUCGGCCUCUCGCUCACCAUCUUCCUGCUCAUGGCCCUGACGCUCGGCAUCCUCUGCUGCAAGAGCUGCCAGAGGGACCGCAAGACGUCCCCGUACCCUCCUCUGACGAUGACGCCGGCCGCUAGCGGCUACAGCACCACGCCGCCGCCUACCGUGAACAGUGACGUCAGCGGCGGCUCGCCGAUGACGUCACAGCACGCCGGCGGGCGGUCGAGUCGCGAGAUGGUGGAGAAGCGGGUCCAGCAGAGCGAGCCGCUGGCGGUGGUGCUACAGACGCCGCUGUACUGUAAGCCGUCCAGACGUCUCUCCGCGACCCAGGUCUCUCCCGGGCACUACAUGGCUGACGCCAAACAGCUGUCGCAGACGCUGGUGCGCAGGCGCGCUGACCCUAGCCCCGCCCAGCCCAGCUCGCAUAAGCGCUACGGUAGCCUCAACUACCCGGCUGGCAGCCGAGCGGCCAAUCAGCUCGCGGCGGUGCUCAACCCUGAGCGCCCAUUGGUCGGCCCCAACGUUCGCCGUCAGUCGGUGACCAAUAGUUUGGGAGAUGGAACCGAAGUGGGCGUGGCCACCAUGAGCUUCUGCAGCGAGUCGCCGUCGGAUAUGCCGCAGAUUGACCACGUAAAGGGUUUCAGGCUGCGACCAGGGCGGUUGGCGCCGUCCUCCGCCGCGGGCUCCAGAUGA